Messenger RNA from Cadophora gregata, 1557 nucleotides. RefSeq lists its product as uncharacterized. The transcript has 2 exons. The record is from RefSeq and is a predicted model, not a curated record. Gene Ontology annotation, cellular component: membrane; glycosylphosphatidylinositol-N-acetylglucosaminyltransferase (GPI-GnT) complex. Bases 1 to 1557 code for a protein of 518 amino acids. Lineage: Eukaryota; Fungi; Ascomycota; Leotiomycetes; Helotiales; Ploettnerulaceae. Gene Ontology annotation, biological process: GPI anchor biosynthetic process.
AUGAUGAAUCCUGGCAUUCAGCCUCGCCGCCCCUUAAACUGCCAAGCGAGCACUUCAUGGGCAAAAUCUCCCGAGGCUGACAACCUCCAUCUGACCUCACAUGAAGAAGUUAUGGUGCCCAACCAGGCGCCUCCACCAUCUGCGACGACAACACAACCCUUCCCACCUCUGACACGAAGUACCACACUCCCAGCCCUCAUUUCCCAUCCAAUUGCGACAGAUCGCACGCUGCUCGCGCCUGAAGAUGCCAUCUAUCAGGGUUCACCACCACGCAAGCAGUCCGCUGCUGUGAACAAGUUGAAGGACCUGCGCAUGACCAAUGGAAGUACUGGAGAUCUGCGGCCUUUGAGACGGGGGAGGCAUGGCGAUAGUAGGAGUGCUAGUAGGAGAAAGAAGGGCACUUGGAAGAAGUUGCUCUGGGUGAAGCAAUCGUACCCAGAUAAUUAUACCGAUCAAGAUACCUUCCUCGAACAUCUGCAGCGGAAUCCGCGACUCCAACCAUAUGAUUUCUGGCCACUGGUGGCAGAUUCGACAGUGAUUGUCCAACAUGUCUGCUCGGUUAUAAUAUUCAUCGUCUGUUUCGUUGGAAUAUACACCGAGCGCGUCUCUCCAGGUUCAGUAGUAGGAUGGGGAUCGACUGGCACAUUUCUGGGAUGGCUAUUGUGGGAUUGGUGGGUAGGACAGGAAGAGUCGCAGCCAUCUCCGCCCAUCUUCACGCACGGGGCAUCAGCAUCAAGCUCUCUAUCCAACCUCAAUCCAGCAUCUAUGUCUACAUCCAAUCUCCAUAGUACUUCGAAUCUAGCCAGACACUCACACUCCGCAUCGGCCUCUUCGAUCCAAUCUGUGGCCUCAGCACCACAAAUACCCACCCCGCGCUACGUUCCAAAUUACCCCUCUCCAGGUUCAUCGCCUCCUCUCUCACCACGAACCUCCCUCCGUCUCUCAACAGCCAAAUCCGCCCUCCUAAUCUACUUCACACUCCUCGGCCUCUCUCCAAUCCUCAAAUCCCUCACCAUGUCCACAUCCGAGGAUUCAAUCUGGGCUAUGUCCUUCCUACUUUUCACAAUCAAUAUAUUCUUCUUCGAUUACAGCACACCAGCCGAGACAUCCAUUGGUUCUGGCGUGAAGAAUAUUCCCGCUAGUCUGAGCACCAACGCCGCACUGAUGGCUUCUACAGUCCUUGCCUCACGCCUAGAAGGCACAGGGGAGGUAUUCUCCCUCACACUUUUCUCCAUCGAAGUCUUCGGACUCUUCCCCGUUUUCCGUCGCUACGCAAAGCAGCGAUCCUGGCGCGGCCAUAUGGCCCUCACAAUUCUCCUCGUUGUUGGCGCAGGCGGUGGAGUGGGCCUGAUUCUUGGUCGUGGCGGCGAUGGAGAGGGGUUUUGGGAUUUCCCUUGGAAGAGCGGGCUGAUGGGUGUGUUUAUUGGGGUUUUUGCGACGGGGUUGGCGAUGGGGGGGUGUUCGUGGUGGCUUAUUGGGUUGCAGAAGUAUAAGAAUGAGAUUCAUGGGCCGUGGGAUCCGGCGAGGCCGAUUAUUAGGAGGCAUUAUGAUUAUUAG